Clupea harengus (Atlantic herring) is the source of this 1010-nucleotide messenger RNA. RefSeq names its product calsyntenin-2-like (gene clstn2a). NCBI's taxonomy places the organism in Eukaryota, Metazoa, Chordata, Actinopteri, Clupeiformes, Clupeidae. Gene Ontology annotation, molecular function: calcium ion binding. Gene Ontology annotation, cellular component: cell surface; postsynaptic membrane. Gene Ontology annotation, biological process: positive regulation of synapse assembly; homophilic cell-cell adhesion; positive regulation of synaptic transmission. The transcript is spliced from 5 exons. The coding region runs from base 296 to 577 and encodes 93 amino acids. The record is from RefSeq and is a predicted model, not a curated record.
AAACGCAUGUUGAUGGAUUAAUAUUAAGCAUUAUUGCUGUGUGACGUAGCAGUCUGGUCCCGAGGUGCUUUCAUCCGCGGUCCCGUCUACUAGUGAAAGCGCCCGCCUCGCUCUGAGCGCGAACGGAGUUCAAUUCACGAGCCCUCAGUUCGACGUUCACCUCCGUAGGAGACAGUUGGCAAAACCGGCGUGGCGAAGCUUCAACAGUGAAAGUGAGGGUUAUCAAGUGGGAGGAAGAUAGUCAGAGAGAGCGACAGAGACACACAGGUCAUCGUGCCCUGGUCAUUUCUUCACCAUGAAGAGACUUAUAUUACCACUGGGGCUGAUUUUGGUGGUUUUCGGGCAGUGCGGCAUUCUUGCUGGUAAAGUGAAUAAGCAUAAGCCAUGGAUUGAGACGUCUUACCACGGUGUGAUCACGGAGAACAUGGACACAGUCUUGCUGGACCCCCCUCUGGUGGCGUUGGACAAGGAUGCCCCAGUGCCCUACGCAGGAGAAAUCUGCGCAUUUAAGAUCCACGGGCAGGAGGCCCCGUUCGAGGCGGUGGUGCUGACCGGACGUCGGGCGAGGGAGUCCUGAGGGCGCGGAGCCCCAUCGACUGCGAGCUGCAGAAGGAGUACACGUUCAUCAUCCAGGCCUACGACUGCGGAGCGGGGGCCAGCGGCGCCGGCUGGAAAAAGUCACACAAGGCGGUGGUGCAUAUCCAAGUGGAUGAUGUGAAUGAGUUUGCUCCAGUGUUCCGGGAGCCUGUGUACCACGCCACACUGACGGAGGGGAAGAUCUAUGACAGCAUCCUUCAGGUGGAGGCCUGGGACCAAGACUGCUCGCCACAAUACAGCCAGAUCUGCAACUACGACAUCGUCACCCCACACACACCCUUUGCCAUCGACCGCAAUGGCAACAUCCGCAACACAGAGAAGCUGAGCUAUGACAACCAGCAGCACUACAAGAUCAUGGUCACUGCCUUCGACUGCGGCCAGAUGAAGGCAACAGAGAACGUGCCCGUGCACAU